This is a messenger RNA of Trichobilharzia regenti, 1029 nucleotides long. The record is from the annotation of a GenBank genome assembly. NCBI's taxonomy places the organism in Eukaryota, Metazoa, Platyhelminthes, Trematoda, Strigeidida, Schistosomatidae.
AUUUGCAAACAUUGUUGGCUGUUUUGUUUUGUUUCUACUUUUUAAGUCAUGGUAGAGGGAACUAAUGAAAUAUCAGUUGAUUUAACCACUGAAUUUAAUGAAUUAGUUCGCUACCAAAUUCUAAGGACUUGGAAGGAGUGUGAAGAAUGUAUACGUCGUUUUCAAGAGGUAAUUGGUUUAUGCAAGUUGUAAUAACUGCUUGUCAUUAUUAAUUGUAGCGAACCGGCAGCUUGUAUAAAAUACGUGACUGCCGGGUUCGUCGUGAUGAAAAUGACGAGGUUGAUCCAGAUUACAAGUACUUGUACGUUUCAUUUUCAUGUCAUGUUGGUCGACGUCGACGAUCAGAAAGCAGGCACCUGAGAACAUCACAAAGAAAAAUCUAAAAUAUUACCUCUUGUAGAGAGAAACGCCCCCCCUGCUCAAGUUAUAAAUAUGAUUGAUGUUGAGUUUGGAAAGCUGAUGACCUACGAUGAUUAUCGGAAUUUCCGGGAACAAGUCUACCCUAACAUUGACACACUGAUCGGUGAAAUUCGUGACACAGGUUCCGUAUGGUGCGUGCUGGACAGUCGACGACGUGUGGAAAAGUUUAGUUUCGCAACCAGGGAAAUGAUAAGUUUAUAUAAAAAAUUUCCAGAGGUUGUGGGCAUGGAUUCAACCUACAAAACGAAUAGGGAGGGUCAUCCUCUAUAUCAACUGGUUGUUACAGAUGGUAUGAAUAGAAGUUGUCCACUCAUGUACAGUACAACUCAUCGUGAAAGACUUGUUGACGUUGAAGCAGUAUUACAGUCCUUUAAAAAUAUUAUGGGCGAUACAUCGCAGACUGUCACGUUUGUAAUUGACAACAGUGCUGCAGAGCAACGUGCAAUUCGUGAUGAGUUUCCUGCCUGCUCCAUCAUAUUAUGUGCAUUUCAUGUCAUCCGGGCCUUCAAUAACAAAUUCCGUGAUCCUAAUUGUAAAAAGAUGUUUAAAGAGAUGGUGUACACAACGAGUAACGGCAGGUAACUAAGUGAUUGUGUUAACACUUCUCUA